AUAUAUAAACCCAAAAAUCAAAUUAAAAACAAAAAUUAAGAAAGUCCCCUCUUUCUCUAUCAUAAAAUUCUCAUCCAAACACACCACGAAGAGAAGGAAGAAAGAAGAAGAAAAUCACAUUUCUAGAGAGAGAAAAUUGAUGUUUUUAGAGAGAGAAAGUGAAGAAGAAGCACCAAUUCUAGAGAGAGAGGGUUGAAAAGUGAAGAUUUUGGGAGAGAAGUUGGAGUUUUUACAGAGAGAAAGUAAAGAAGAAUCACCAAUUCUAGAGAGAGAAAGUUGAAAAGUGAAGAUUUAGCGAGAGAAAGUUGGAGUUUUUAGAGAGAAAAUUGAAGUUUUAGAGAGAGAAAGUUGAAGUUUUUAGAGAGAGAAAGUGAAGAAGAAUCAAAAUCACAGAGAAAGUUAGUUUUUUGAGAGAAAAUUAAAGAAAACCACAAUUUUAGAGAGAGAAAUUGAGGCAGAUUCACAUUUCUAGAGAGAGAAAGUUGGAGUUUUUAGAGAUAAGUUGAAGUUUUUGGAGAGAGAAAGUGAAGAAGAAUCAACAAUUCUAGAGAGAGAAAGUUGAAGUUUUUAGAGAGAGAGAGAGGACGUGAGUUCUUCCGGAAGCUAAAUCCUCCUAUCGAUCUCCAGAAGGCAAUUGAUUUUUUUUUUUUUUUUUAUUUUUUUUUAAAUUUCUUUUUUGAUCAUGGGGAGAGGAAGAGCAACUCCGGCAGCUCCAGCAACUCCGGCGACUCCAGCGGUGGCGGCGAAGGUCAAUGGAUCUGCCGGAGUAUUGAAAGAGAUAAAGUUUCGCGGAGUUCGUAAACGUCCAUGGGGAAGAUUUGCUGCUGAAAUAAGAGAUCCAUGGAAGAAAACUAGGGUUUGGUUAGGUACUUUUGAUUCAGCUGAAGAUGCAGCUAAAGCUUACGAUAACGCAGCUCGUACUCUUCGAGGUCCUAAAGCAAAAACUAAUUUCCCUUUAUCUCCGUAUUAUAACCAACAUCAACAGAAUCAUCAUCAUCAAUAUGAUAUGUUAAUUAACCCGAACCCGAGAAUGUACCAUCAGGAGAAUCCGAUUGUUUGUCAAAGACCUACAUCGAGCGGUAUGAGUAGUACUGUGGAAUCAUUCAGUGGACCGAGGCCAAGGCCACCGCCACGUCAGCAAAUGGCGGUGGCGGCAAGGAAAUAUCCUCGAUCGCCUCCUGUGGAGCUGGAUGAUUGUAGGAGCGAUUGUGAUUCGUCGUCUUCUGUUGUUGAUGGUGAUGGUGGUGGUGAAGGUGAUAAUGGUGAUAGUGGCAAUAUUGUUUCGUCGUCUUUGAGAAAUCCAUUGCCAUUUGAUCUUAACUUUCCUCCACCGAUGGAUGGUGUUUAUGCUAACUCGAACGAUCUUUAUUGCACGGCGCUAUAUCUUUGAGGGAAAAUGGUGUAAAAGUUUCGUUCUUUGUAUCAUUUGAAACCCCCCAUUUGGCUACGUAGUUAAUUUAAUUGUUGAUCAAGAAAAGGGUGGAAAGGAAAAAAAAAAAUUACUGCUUUAAAGCUAUAGAUAUGAGUCUGUUGUUGCUGGAAGAGAUUUUAACUCUUCGAUUUACUUAUCCUAUUUAAUGUCAUGGUAUUUCAUCAUAGAUGGAUCGAGGUGUCUGAUAAUUGAUCUGAUUAUGUUUCCAAGAACUAUAUAUGAGUUCUGGGAUAAUGUAGUCGAUUUAUAUACAUUGACAUGUAAAAUUAGAGGGAACUUUCAGUUCUGUGUUGUACUAUUAUGAUGAGAGUUGUAGCGUCUUUGAUGUAUGAUGAUAUGUACUCUCUCAUUACUUUAUGUAAGAAUCAAGAGUUUAUCUAAUCAAAUACUGUUAGUUUA
Molecule: messenger RNA, 1831 nt
Organism: Capsicum annuum
Lineage: Eukaryota; Viridiplantae; Streptophyta; Magnoliopsida; Solanales; Solanaceae
Product: ethylene-responsive transcription factor 3
Exons: 1
Coding region: 683-1390 (235 amino acids)
Biological process (GO): regulation of DNA-templated transcription
Molecular function (GO): DNA binding; DNA-binding transcription factor activity
Source: RefSeq, a predicted model, not a curated record